Molecule: messenger RNA, 2955 nt
Organism: Boleophthalmus pectinirostris (great blue-spotted mudskipper)
Lineage: Eukaryota; Metazoa; Chordata; Actinopteri; Gobiiformes; Gobiidae
Gene: slc46a3
Product: solute carrier family 46 member 3
Exons: 6
Coding region: 136-1560 (474 amino acids)
Biological process (GO): vacuolar transmembrane transport
Cellular component (GO): lysosomal membrane
Molecular function (GO): transmembrane transporter activity
Source: RefSeq, a predicted model, not a curated record
AUUGCGUUUUGCGGGAGGCGGAGCAUUUGUGAAAGGCUGGAUAGUUUGAUAAGACAGAAAGCACUGAGCUAUGUUUUCAUGUUGGAGCCAGCUGGAGUGCAGUUUAGAUAACAGGCGUCAUAUAAAGGUGACAAGAUGAAGGGAGUCUAUCUUGUGGAGCCUGCUGUUGGGCUUUACUCCUUCUCUGCUUUUCUCAUCUUCCCUUUGAUGCAGCAGUUUGUGUAUCGCCGGCUCUGGGAGGAUAUAACCAACACAACUUACCCUGAGUUUGACAAUGUUACUAGAUGUGUAAAAAACUCCAGCAGCAAUGAGACAAACCAUCACGAGGAGGUUCAGAAGCAGGCAUCCCUCUUGUCCCUUUACUCCGAAUUAUUCUCUGCUAUUCCCAGCUUUAUUGUCACCAUCCUACUUGUGGCUUACAGUGACAGAGGAGGACGCAAGAUUGCCAUUAUAAUGCCUGUGAUUGGAACUCUGCUGUACAUAAGCGGCCUGCUGGCAAUUUCCUACUUUGAACUAAACAUAUACUUGACGAUUGUCUGCUCAGUUGUAAGCUCAUUGUUUGGUGGUUUUGGGACAUUUCUAGGAGGUUGCUUUGCCUACGUCGCUGAUAUAAGCAAAAAUGAGCACCAGAAGACCAUACGUUUGGCUGGUGUUGAUAUGAUUCUCGGUGUUCUGGCUGGGGUGGCAUCCUUGUCGACUGGUUACUUCCUCAAAGCAGCAGGAUUCAAUUGGCCAUUUAUAACCUCUCUUGUUGGACUGCUUUUAUUGUUGUUGUAUGUCAUUUUUGUACUUGAAGAAACCGUAAAGAAGGCCCCACCUGAUGCCUCUAGAUUGGAUACACCUCCACAGGUGUCGGCUAUCAAACAAAUGUUUUAUAGCAUUUAUCAUGUGUUUGCUAGUGGGGACUGUAGGUUCAGAACUAUACUGAUCAUGCUUUUAGUUGCUUUCAUAAUUUUUGCCUUUGCGGAUAUUGGAGGAGUAUCCCUUAUUACUCUGUAUGAGCUAAAUGAACCACUUUGUUGGACGAGCAUUAUGAUUGGAUACGGCUCCGCACUCAGCACAACGGUGUUUCUAACCAGUUUCUUUGGAGUCAUGGCCUUUUCUUACUGCAAGGUGCCUCAGACCAUCAUCGUCAUGGUGGGCUUUCUGUCCUUCAUCUUAGGCAUGAUCAUGGUGUCCUUCACUAAGACAACUGAAAUGAUGUUUUUAGUAAGAAUACCCAUGCUCCUGGCUGCUAUGCCUUUUCCCGUCCUGCGCUCCAUGAUGUCGAAGAUCGUCUCAAAGGCUGAGCAGGGAGCUUUGUUUGCCUGUAUAUCAUGCUCGGAGAGUAUAACUAACACUCUGUCAAUAGCAGCUUUUAACAGUAUUUAUGCUGCCACAGUUGGUUGGUAUUCUGGAUUGAUCUUCUUGCUCUCUGCAGGACUCUGCAUCAUCCCUUCUAUAUUGAUUGGAAUUUUGAUUGUGAUGAGAGUGGAUUUCAGCUCAAAGGACAAAGAGGUUCCCAUAGAUGAACAGGGUCUUUUCCAGGACCAGAAUGACAACAGAGAGGCCAUAAACUAAGAAAAGGUUCUCUUUCAUUUUUCUCGUGCACUAUACUGUGGUCAAAGAAAUGUUCACCGACCUACCUCCCAUAUAUGAAGCUUUUUUGUAUUAUUAUUAUUUUGCUAAUUACUUUCUUUAAAAAAAAAAAACAAUAACACAAGUUUUUUUUGUUUUUUUUUAUCCUUAAGGGAAAUAUGAUAAAAAGUCUGAAAAAGAGGUAAAGGUGGGAGUUGUAUAAAACAAGUACUAAGAAAUAAGUACUGUUUUUAAAGAUGCAAAAUCAAAUAUAUGCAAUAUAUUAUACAAUAAGACUAAAAUAUUUCAUAAGCAUAUAAAGUAAUAUGUCUGCAGUUGUUUUGUUUAAUUUUACAGUCUAUUCGCAUUUAGUGCGAGUCUUGAACCUCAUUUACAGGCACAUUUUUUAUCUCGUUUCCCACAGUUUCUGUAGAGGCUGUUGUUGCAUAGGCAAUCUUAAUUUUCAUCAUACACAAUUUAGACUAUUUAAUCAAAAUCCCUUUUCUGAACUGUACAACAAUAGUGCAACAAACAAAAAGUAUGAUUUGUUAUACCAACUUAUUUUCCAGCUUGUUUUUCUUAUAUAAUAUAUUAUAUAUAUAUAUAUAUAUAUAUAUAUAUAUAUAUAUAUAUAUAUAUAUAUAUGUGUGUGUGUAUGUAUGUAUGUGUGUAUGUGUGUAUGUAUGUAUGUGUGUGUGUGUGUGUGUGUGUGUGUGUGCGUAUUGAAAUUAGGAUUGCCUGUGCCACCAUAGCCUCUGCAGAAUUUGUGUGACUAAUAGAGUGAUUGUUUUUUUGUUUUGAUUAAUUUUCUACCUUAAAAUUUUGUGUUUGCAUAUUAAUAUGUGGGAAAACAUUUAAGUUACAUAGAAUUCAAAGUGAAAAUGUCGAAAACAAUCAUGCACUUAUUCCCUGUGCAAAGUCUGACUUUUACCAAAGUACCUUUGUUUACUUAUUGUUUACUUAUUACAUUUGGUAGACAUUUGGUAAAUCAGUGGUAGAAACUGUAAAUGUAUUAGAAAAAAAUUAAAUAAAGGGAUAUUUUCAUGCUAGUUUAGGAAUCAAACUAAAUGUGAAUUUAGAUUUUAACCACACUGCAUCAUUUGAGGAGGAUACACAAGGGAAUAUGCCUUUUUAAUAAAUAAUCAAUUCUUACUUACCAAGAUUUUAGUGCCUUAGUAGAACGUUAUAUGCGUUGGCCACUAGAUGUCACUCACGCUUCAAACAUUCGCCUCUGGCAACUGCGUGACCAAUCCUCCUGUAGGCAAUAGGUAAAAGAGUCAGUGUAAUAUUUACUACAGCACUUUUGAUAUUAACUGGAGUUGCCGUUUGUUUGUCCAUGAACACUGAAUGUUGGUCAUAUUUCUGUAAAAUAAAAUAAGAUACCACAAGUUUACACAA